UUGCCACUCUUGCAACACUUUCACGCGGUGGCAACGCCGUUGCGUAGUAUAUACAGAAAUCAAAUAAGAAUUUUUUGCAAAUCGGAAACGCGCUUAAAUAACGAUAAUAACAAUAAUAAAAGGCAUACAAAAACAAUAAAAAUUCGAUAGCGAAAUGAAACUGGAGGAGCUAUUGACAAAGGGUGCACCGUCGCCGCAAGAGGACGAUGACGAUGACGAAAAGGCGGAGUCGAAAACAAAAGCCACAAAUGCCUCUGAUGAGGGGGUGGAGAACGCUGAAGAUGCUGCCGAGGAGUCUGCUGAAAAAGAAAGCGCAACGGGCAAGAAAAAAGGCACACGCAAAAAACGUUCGCUCAAUUGGGAAGAAGCUGAGCGCGGCCUCCUCUUAGAGGUGAUCAAAACAAAAGUAGCAUUCGUUGAGAAUCGCAGCGUUGAUGCCAAAAGCAUCAAGGCCAAGAGACUGGCCUGGUCGCAAAUAACCAAACAAUUUAAUGCGCUGAACUUUCGACAUCGACUGCUCGAACAAAUUCAGGUGCAAUGGCGCAGCAUGAAGAACUCGGCGAAGCGUGAACAUCAGCAAAAGCAACCUAAAUCGGAGGCGCUAGAGGGCAUGCGCAUGAUUGAGUUUAUGGAGGAACUACAAAAGGAUCCGGUGUCGUCGCGCAGCCAAACGCGCAGUGGCACCAAUGGAGCACUCAAAAAAGAGCUACUUGAACUGGACGAGGACGAAGAUAUGCCGCUGGCUGCUUUGCCGAACUCCACAAAUGCCAGCGAAGAUACAUUACAAACUUCAACCAUGGCCAUACCCUCACCACCGCCCUCCACCGCUGGUGGCGACUCACAACAGGAGAGCGCAUCCAAUCCAUUACAAUCAGCGUCCAAUCAACGGCGCAAACGUGUUAAAGCCAAAGCCUUGCUAAACAUGAAAGAGGACACAGACACAGGCAACGGCACAGCAACACAGGACAUUGACAACGAAAAGACUUCACCCAUACGCAAAAGACGACAGCGCAAGCAUUCACAAGCUCAAUCAUUGCUCUCCGAGGAUGAGCUACCAGCGGCCAGUGGAGCAGUUGGACCAGCCUAUACGCCAAUAGCAGCAGCUGCUGCAGCAGCGUCAGCGUCAAAUGAAGGCAUCAUAAGCUGUCUGGACAUGGAGGAGAAAUAUAAACAGCAGUUGUUUAAGCUGCUGAAACAAGCGCGCCUUGCCGAGAUCGAUUAUGCACGGCGUGAGCAUGAGCAGAAGCUGCGCUUCGAGCAAAUGGAGCAGGAACUCAAGAUGUCAUACUAUCGCCAGGAGCAGGAUCUCAAGCUGCGGCAUAUGCGCGAGGAGCAUGACAUACGAUUGCGUCAACAGCGACGCGAGCACGAGGCGCGACUCACUGUUUACAAUCUCAAUGGCAGCGCCUACAACGGCAAUGGCGAAGUGGAACAGCAGCAGCAACAAGAACAGCAACAGCAGCAGCAGCAAGUGGCGGAACCGCAGUUACCAUUGCCACAUGGUAUGCGCUGCAAUGCCAAAACAGACUAUAAUAAUGUGCAUCUGGACAGUGGAACAAAUCAACCACAGCCACAGGCAUCCACAUCAUCAAGCAGCGGCAGCACGGAAGCAGCGCUGGCGCUCAAUGCCAAUUCCUUGGCUUACAACUAGUAGUUGUGCACACCCACACACACACUCACACUCACAAAUAAUACGCAUUGCCAGCAUUUAGUGGACGACAAGUUGAACUUAGCUUGAAAUGCGUUUAGUAAAAUGUAGCCGACUCUCAGAAGAAAACUGUCUCAAAAGACAAACUCAGACUAAUCCAUGAAUAUAUAUAUAUAGAAAUAUGAAUACGUAUUCAUAUGCGAAUAUACUCACGUUGCCACAGACAUAACUCGAAUGGACUGUUCUCUUUUUUUUUUCUUUUUAAUUUGACAGACAGCCGAACAACAAGAAACUUUGCAUUUCUUUCAAUAUUAGUAGUAUUAUUAUGUAUUAUGAAUAUGAAUUUUACAAGCGGUUGUGUCGCAGCAAACACGAAAAAUACUCAAACUCGAAGUAUCAAUUAAGAAGAAAUUUCAGCAUAAGUUUUCCACAUUCUCUCACUGAAGUCAUCCUACAUCAGAUCCCAGUCAGUAUUCUAUUUUUGCCACUGUAUUAGAUUUCCUAUUUGAUACCCAUCAA
Molecule: messenger RNA, 2167 nt
Organism: Drosophila hydei
Lineage: Eukaryota; Metazoa; Arthropoda; Insecta; Diptera; Drosophilidae
Product: myb-like protein Q
Exons: 3
Coding region: 155-1651 (498 amino acids)
Source: RefSeq, a predicted model, not a curated record